AUGCUGACCUCAGUUUGUUCUCUUUACGCUCUUUCACUCUAUUACUACAUUUUUACCUCAGUCUUAUUCCUCCCCUAUACGUGUUUUUUUCCUCAUUCUACUUGUCUCACUGCUCUUUUUCUUUCUUUUCCCUUCUCUCUACUUCACUCUUUACCCUCCCCUCUACUACAUUCUUACGUUUCCUUCUAUUUAUUUUUUCCCUCUCUCAGCUUGUUUGCUUUCCGCACUCCUAAUUCAUUUCACCUCCUGUCUACACAUUUCCUUCCUCUCUACUUCUUUCUUCAACCACCCACUAUGCAUUUUUCUCUUUCCUUUUUUUCUCAUCCCUCUGCUUCUUUCUUUUCCCUUCCCUCUACACAUUUUCUCUUUCCUCUACUUUCUUUCUUUUCUUUCUCCUCUACUCUAUGCAUUUUCUUUCCUUUCUUUUCUCUCCCCUCUACUUCUUACUUUUUCCUCCCUGCUAUGCAUUUCUCUCUCUUCUCUACUUCUAUCUUCUCACCAUUCUUUUUCUGCCUAUCUACCUCUCCUUUUUACAUCAGUCUCAUAACACUGUUCUUGCAUUUCCACGUCUCUUCUUUUCGCUUUAGCUCUGCAUGUGCCUUCAUCUCUACCUCAGUUCAUUCUCACUCCGCUCUCUUUCUAUCGCUCUCUGAUCAUGCAUUUCACCUUCUCUCUCUCUCUCUCUCUCUCUCUGACCAUGCUCCUCUCUCUUUCUAUCUCUCUCUGAUCCUGCAUUUUCACAUUUUCUCUCUCUCUCUCUCUGAACUUGCUCCUCUCUCUUUCUAUCUCUCUCUGAUCCUGCAUUUUCACCUUCUCUCUCUCUCUGACCCGGUUCCUCUCUCUUUCUAUCGCUCUCUGAUCCUGCAUUUUCACCUAUUCUCUCUCUCUGACUCUGCUCCGCCCUCUUUCUAUCGCCCUCUGAUCCUGCAUUUUCAUCUUUUCUCACUCUCUCUCUCUCUCCCUGACCCUGCUCCUCUCGCUUUCUAUCUCUCUCUGAUCCUGCAUUUUCACAUUUUCUCUCUCUCUCUGACCCAGCUCCUCUCUCGUUCUAUCUCUCUCUGA
Messenger RNA from Acanthosepion pharaonis, 1062 nucleotides. The record is from the annotation of a GenBank genome assembly. NCBI's taxonomy places the organism in Eukaryota, Metazoa, Mollusca, Cephalopoda, Sepiida, Sepiidae.